UUGUACUCGACAUGGUUCGAGGUUGUGAAUUGUAUAUUUGACAAAGGAAAAUAAAUUAAUGGAGAGAUGAGUAAAGGACUCCUAUCUUAAUUAUUUGCCUGUCAAACAAAAAUCUGGAAAAUGAACUAAGGAGUUUUUACGCGCGAGAAAUGUUUGUUGGAGAGUCCACAAACUGGCAGAACACGCUCCAUCCAAACUUCCUAAGUAAAAUUCGGGGUUAGUGAACGUGAUUUGACAGUUAUGGAGAACGUUCAGCAGCGGAAGCCUGACAUUUUCAAUGGCACCACAACUAAGAAAAGGGAAGACUACCUGGAAUGGCCUGAGUACUUUAUGGCUGUUGCAUUUUUGUCAGCUCAGAGAAGCAAGGACCCGAGCUCACAGGUGGGGGCCUGUAUAGUGAAUCCGGAGAAUAAGAUAGUUGGUAUUGGCUACAACGGAAUGCCUAAUGGCUGUGACGAUGACCAGUUACCUUGGGCUCGGUCGGCGGAUGACCAGCUGAACACCAAGUAUCCAUACGUGUGCCAUGCAGAGUUAAAUGCCAUCAUGAACAAGAACAGUGCUGAUGUGAAGGGCUGCACCAUGUACGUAGCACUCUUCCCCUGCAACGAGUGUGCUAAGCUGAUCAUCCAAGCAGGAAUUAAAGAGGUGGUCUACCUUUCUGACAAAUACCAUGACAAACGAGAGAUGAUUGCCUCAAGAAGACUACUGAACAUGGCAGGAAUACAUUUCAAGCAGUUCAAGCCAAAAAGGACUGAGAUAGUUGUGGAUUUUAAUUCCAUAAACCACUCGACAGCGCUGGACAAUUUGACAAAGUGACCAUACAAAUUUUGAACAUAGCCAGUCAAAAAGAUGAAACAUGAGAGAGGACAGUUUAGCAUUUUUGAUGGUUUGAGUCCUGAAUGGUAAAUGCUUUCUUUGACACGAUACAAAUUAUGUGCUCUCUUACACUGUUUUUUUCUGGAAGAAAUACGUAUUUACGCUGUUUUUACAUUUUUUCAGGGGAAAAAAAUGGCGAAGAACCUAAAAAUCUUGUUUUCAAGUUAAAAAAAUCCUUUAAAUCGCAUGUAUUUUAUUUCAUUCUUUUAGCUCCACUGGUAUGAAAGGAAAUGUUCAGCUUCAGACCUUAUACACUUUAUCACAUAAACAGACUUAAAAUAUUCAUGUUUUGUUUGUUCUCUAUUGAUCUCUUUUAAACUCUGGUUGUCCUGGCAGUAUUGCGAGGACCAUUUGUCCUGGUAUGAGAAGAUUUAUCCACUCAAAAGCAUGUAUUUUGCCUAAAUCAUUGAUAUUUUGUUUCCAAUGAAAAUAUGACCAGUACUCUGCUUUAAGUCCCGUUACAGUUUUGAGACCGGUUUCUAGAAAGGGCAUUUGUAAAUUCCAGCUAUCCCUUAAAAGUCUACCAUCACUGUAAAACUCUUCUACUGUAUAUUAUUAAUUGCUUGACAUUGAUUACCAGUAUUGCACAAUAAAAAAUUUAGAUAUAAUACUUAAUAUGAUGCUCGGCACCAAAAAUGGUCUGAAAAACAAAGCUUUAUUUAUACUGCACUGUUUUCCUUUAUGUGGUUGGUUGUCCAAUCGGUGUGGAUGAUUAGAUUGAUUAGAAUUAUAUGAUAAAUGCCACUUGAUUAUAACCAACUAUACAUACCGUAUAUGUAUACAUAAUCACAGCAGUGCAACAUUUGUUCCAUGUUGUUAAGUACUAACAGUAUAUUUGAAAUACUAUUGGUUGAUGGAUUACUGGUACAUUUUCCAUACUAUAGUGGGAUUUAACUUUUUAUUCUCUCUAACUAGUUUUUACAUUGCACAGCAGUUUAUAAUAUUGUUUGAAUAUAUGUGUACUUGUUGUGUAUCAGUGCACAAGGUGUCAGCUGUUUCAUGCAUUUGUGCAAUAAAC
Molecule: messenger RNA, 1894 nt
Organism: Corythoichthys intestinalis (scribbled pipefish)
Lineage: Eukaryota; Metazoa; Chordata; Actinopteri; Syngnathiformes; Syngnathidae
Product: deoxycytidylate deaminase-like
Exons: 6
Coding region: 241-816 (191 amino acids)
Cellular component (GO): centrosome; spindle pole
Molecular function (GO): hydrolase activity; zinc ion binding
Source: RefSeq, a predicted model, not a curated record